CAUAAAUCAUAAUUCACUGACCUUAUCCUAUCUACUCCAUAAACAAUGGCAAGAACCAAGCAGACUGCCCGUAAGUCCACUGGCGGCAAAGCCCCAAGGAAGCAGUUGGCCACCAAGGCUGCACGCAAGAGCGCGCCGGCCACCGGCGGCGUGAAGAAGCCCCAUCGCUACAGGCCUGGGACCGUGGCGCUGAGGGAGAUCCGUCGCUUCCAGAAGUCCACCGAGCUCUUGAUCCGCAAGUUGCCCUUCCAGCGUCUGGUCAGGGAAAUCGCCCAGGACUUCAAGACCGACCUGCGCUUCCAGAGCUCCGCCGUCAUGGCUCUUCAGGAGGCCAGUGAGGCUUACCUGGUCGGCCUGUUCGAGGACACCAACCUAUGCGCCAUCCACGCCAAGAGGGUUACCAUCAUGCCCAAGGACAUCCAGCUGGCCCGCCGCAUCCGUGGGGAGCGUGCUUAAAGCUUGACUCAGCAGAGUUAUACAUCAAAGGCUCUUUUAAGAGCCACCCAAAUCUGCAAAAGCGCAUUCACCAAGUACAUGAAACGUUCAUAAUGAUAUUGGGGUAUUGACGUGGCACUAAGUUCACUUUCACUAACUGCUAUGGGUGUCAUCAACUCCACUUUUGUCACAACAUGUAUUUGCACUGCGCCUUCCAUAACCCAGUCAUGAAACUAGACUUUUAACAGAAAUGUGAUGCUUAGCUAUAUUAGAAUAUAAUUUGAAGUAGGCCUAUAUACCAUACACAACUUUCGGUGUUGGGAUUUCCACAUGUAUUUGAAAGACUUGAGUGUGUGAGAGAGGGAAGCCAGGCUGACAUGGACCACACCCACACAUGAAAAAUAAUGAGCAAUCAAUAAACCAAGUGGUUAGGUAGCCACUAU
Molecule: messenger RNA, 878 nt
Organism: Engraulis encrasicolus (European anchovy)
Lineage: Eukaryota; Metazoa; Chordata; Actinopteri; Clupeiformes; Engraulidae
Product: histone H3-like
Exons: 1
Coding region: 46-456 (136 amino acids)
Cellular component (GO): nucleosome
Molecular function (GO): protein heterodimerization activity; DNA binding; structural constituent of chromatin
Source: RefSeq, a predicted model, not a curated record